CUUUCUUCUUACCAGUUAUCUUUCCCAGGAUAUCUCACCUUUCAGUUGAGAUGGUGUUGGAGGUAGGCGUUGUUGGCGGCGGCGUGGUGGGUCUGACAACGGCCACGCUCCUGCAAGAGGCGUUGACGGGGCAAGAGGCGGUCAGAGUAACCGUGGUGGCCGACAAGUUUCUUACAGACACCACCAGUGAUGGAGCUGCUGGUGUGUUCAUACCCAGCUUGUCCCUGAGGGGACCCACGCCACACGCUGCAAGGGAGUGGCUGAUUAAAAGCUUCAAGUAUUACUCUGAAAUUGCUAAGUCUCCCGAGGCGUCAGCCGCUGGAGUGAAGCGUCUCUCUGGCUACAUCCUCUCUGCCACAGACCCGGAGUACGUCCAGGAUCCCUACUUGUCUGUAUUGACCGAGCAUCGCAUUUUGACACCUGCCGAGAUUAAGGCCAUCCCGGGAGGCUGGCAGUAUGGAUCCUUCGUAUCCACUCUCCUCAUUGAGAACCGCUUAAACAUGCCCUACCUUAUGGAAAAGUUCAAGCGCAGAGGAGGUCGUGUGUUGGAUCAUCGUCUCGAGAGCUUCGAAGAGUUAGUUGACCAGUUCGAUGUUGUCUGCAACUGCUCAGGCCUCGGCGCGAGAUACCUCUGUCAGGACGCCAAUGUAAUGCCUGUAAGAGGACAGAUAUAUCAGGUAAAAGCACCAUGGGUGGAGAAUUUUUUCAUGACUGACAACUUCACUUACGUCAUCCCUGGCAUCAAUCACGUGACUCUGGGAACCACCAACCAGUUAAAUUCUAGCAAACAAGAGAUUGACGAGUAUGAUUCUAUGAACAUCUGGGGAAAGUGUACAAGUCUUGUGCCCAGCCUCCAAAAGGCUCAGGUGAUACGAGAAUGGGUUGGACUGCGACCGUACCGCCCCGUGGUCAGAGUGGAGAGGGAGCUUAUGACUUUCCCCAGCGGAAGAACACUGCAGGUGGUGCACAACUAUGGCCAUGGUAGUUACGGAGUAAUGUCAGCUCCGGGUACCUCCAUGCAAGCCGUCUCCCUCGUCCAGGAGAUCCUAAGCUCACACAAGCCCAAGCUAUAAAGUCAAUGCCACACGAAACCAAAAUGUGACGUCAUGUAAAGACAUAAACUGGUUAUGAUAAUGCAACAAUGUGCGGGUUAUGGUAUUUCAUUAAUGAGAAGUUUUGUCUGGCAAGGACUUGACCAAGCCUCUGGCGAACGAAAAUCUUUCUAAUAAAACACCAUAACCCAUAUUAACAUAUUAUUGGUACAUACUACCAUUGUAUAAUGUACUGCUUAGUGUUAAGUAACCGUAUCAGAUUUAACCAUCUCAAGACUUCCGCCCGGACUGCACUGAAAAAAAACACUGCCAACAAAAACACAAACGGUUUAUCACUGAAAGGAAGACAACAAUCAAGUGGCUAACUUCCCUAGAAGGAUAUGAUCACCAUGACUAAAGAGGAAAUCAAGAACAACAAUAAGCUCCAAAGAAAGCACUACAUACACUCAAAUUCCUACAAGCUUACAACAAAUAAAUUCUGAGCACCGACCACAGCGCCACCAGAACAUGGGACGGUUUAUGUUCGUUAGUUAACAGGGUUUAAAGUCUUUCGACCCGUUCACCACUAGUCAAGAAUGCUUAAACCCUAAAUUAGGGACUAAAGUAAGCUCAACAUAUAUACACAGACAUACACCUCUCGGUGUACAUUUUCAUGUACAUUAUGUUUGCCCAGUCUUGUUUUCAGAUGUGGUGCACCAGGGUAGACAGCUUUUCUUAAGUGGCUACCAAUCAGCUAACACUAGAACAGCAUAAAAGGCAACAUAAUAGGAAAAUGGUAUGUAUGGGAAAGUGCUCAACCUAAAAGUGUCAUUCAAAGGAAACUAUCACAAAACUUACCAAAGUGUAUUAAAGCCGCUUAUCUUGCACUCCCUCUGACCCUUCAGACAGUUUUAUCAUUCACUUCUUAAGUGUGGAUAAAGCCAUUCAUGCACAGUUAAGAUUUCUUCAGAAGCCAUUUGUGGAAAAAAAUAAUAAAAAUUCCUGAAGUGUGCAUGUGUAUCUAUCUACAUUCUGUCAGUAUAAUCAAAACUGUUCGGAUUAUCCAGUUUCUUGAGGGUUGCCCUGAUUACAUAUCAACUUGAUGUAUUUGUUUUUAAGCACAUGUUGUUGUGCUCACUAAUAACCCACGUGGGGACAGAAACUCGGGAGAUUAAUUAAUCUGCAUAUUUCGACCCCCUUCUAGAAUCCUGGCUGGGUAAGUCAGUGGAUGCUUAACCAGUUACGGCUCAUCAUUUGACUAACAUAGAUGUCAAGUAACACUUGUCCAAUCUCCUGACAAAUUAAUCCACCACUUUUCAUACUUCAAAACUAUAUUUUAGAAAUCUGUAAUUGUGAGGGAACUAGUAGUGGAGAAAACACUGCAUGCUAGUGGCUUUCUUUUGUCCCUAAUAUUAUUUUAUUACAUGUUAACUAUUUUCUACAGAAAAUAAAUAGCUUAUUUGUAUUUGUAGGUGAAUGUUGUUAGCUGUAGCUACCUACCUAAUAAAUGUUUUGAUAGCAUUUGUUCUAUAAUGUAUACGAACAACUUCAAGUCCCAUAAGAGUCAUUCAGACAGGUGGUUGCUGGCGCUACGAUGAAUAAGUGUGCAGGUUGAAAACUUAGGUAAAAAGGUCAUCAGAGUUGGUACAAUAAGUCAGGUUCACUUAAGAACUUAGUAAGAGCCCAGGAGAGUCUACUAGAGUUUCACAAAUCUCACAGAUUGUGUUAACUACUUAUAAUCUUAAAUGUAUAAUAGCCUGCAAAAUCGAAUGUAAUGAACCUAAAUAAAGCUUAUAGUAUUUUA
Molecule: messenger RNA, 2835 nt
Organism: Cherax quadricarinatus
Lineage: Eukaryota; Metazoa; Arthropoda; Malacostraca; Decapoda; Parastacidae
Source: RefSeq, a predicted model, not a curated record